Molecule: messenger RNA, 823 nt
Organism: Pseudovirgaria hyperparasitica
Lineage: Eukaryota; Fungi; Ascomycota; Dothideomycetes; Acrospermales; Acrospermaceae
Exons: 1
Coding region: 94-531 (145 amino acids)
Source: RefSeq, a predicted model, not a curated record
CGCUAUGCUGAUAUCUGCGCCCACUCGCCGCUCUCGGUCCGACUUCUGUCUCCGACGGGGCCAGAAAGGUACAAGGACACAGGCUGUAAUCUAAUGUUAUUAUUGCCGCGCACCCAAAGCCGUCGACUAACCAGGCAUAUCUCUCUUUGCUGUCCCCACGCAUCAAUCCAAACCACCACCCAAAGAACACCAUCGUCAGUGGCUUCUCGGUUGCUUGCCAGUUCCGGAGGCGGUCUGCAAGCUAUACUUUCCAAACACUACCGCUUCAAGUCUGGCCGUUCUACCCUUCUACUACAACGACCUCCUCACUUGGAUCCAUCUCAGACACUUUUCAUGAGCCAGCCAUCUAUAUCACUAUUCUUCUAUGCGGGGAGGGGACAUGCGGCCUGCCGAUCUGCCGAUCACAAUUGCCUACCACCACCACUCAAGUGUCAAGAGAUGAGCGAGCCAAGACCAGGGACGCCGGUCGGACAAAAAGCCUCGUUGAGCGUGCGAGUGCCGCUAACACCCUUUGUUAUUUAUUCCAUGUGAUAUUACCAUGAUUUAUCAUCCUAUGCGGAGAAGAAUCAGAAGCAGAAGACGACGGUGCUACCGCUAGAAAGCAUACAAUAUCAUCUUCUCGACGGCAAUGCGGUUCUCUGCUACAGCCCGUGACCCCGUUGAUGGUUGGACGAUGACACCAGCCAGCUACGAGGCGCGCGUCGCCAGGCCCCUCUAGACGUCUCGUCACUUGGUUUGACGCGCCUCUCCUCUACAUGUAACGUAACCUCCAGUCCUGGGAGUUCUGGAGUCUUGGAGUCUUGCUGGCCACUCUAGUUGCAAG